AUGAUCUCAGAUCUAAGCUCAGAGGCGUCAGUCUCAGCGACGCAAGUGUUGCUAGCUGCCUGCGGUCUCGCCGUUGCCUACGUUGUGGUAACGGCUUUCAUUCUGCCGUUCCUUUCUCAUCAAGGCAAAUACUGGAGCACGCAGUCAUGGGUCGGACUGCAGAAGCAGUGGUUCGCCAGGUAUCGAGCCGGGGCCAACGCCGUCAAGAAUACGAGGAAUAUGGUUAUCGAGGGCUAUGAGAAGUUCUCAAGGAAUAACAAGACAUUCGUUCUUCCCCAGUUCAGCACCAGGCCGCUUCUGAUCUUGCCAGCGAACAAGUUGAACGAGUUUCUGAGCCUUCCAGACGACAGAGUCGAUCCUCUGCUGCCCAACCAAGAGUCCAUUGCUACUGAAUAUACCGUCGGAUCAGACAUCAGCCAUGGCCCACACAUCGAUAUUGUCCGUCGACAGCUAACGAGGCGGUUACCGCUCCUGACCACGGACGUCUACGAAGAACUCGUCUUCUCGAUGAAAGAUAACUGGAACGCCGACCAGCACGACUGGACGACUGUCAAGGCCUACGACACCUGUCAGAAGAUUGUCAGUCGAGCAGCGAAUCGUGUGUUUGCUGGCACUGAGCUGUGCCGCACGCCUGAAUUCCUUGAGCAUUCUCGACUUUAUGCUGUGGCUGUCUUCAGGACUGGAGGAAUCAUGAGAUUGUUUCCGAAGCCGUUACAUCCGAUCAUUGCACCGAUCUUUCAGCGAGAAAUUAGAAAGCAUCUAAACAUCUGCAAGAGGCUUGCGCUGCCGAACAUUCGGGAGCGGUUGGCACAUAUCCAGAAUACCCAGAAAGACUCGACGUACAAGGCACCAGUAAGGGCGCAGGCCGAUGCACUGCAGUGGAUGCUUGAAGAUCUCAACGAGCUUGCGAAGAAGGAUCCGUCCGAGCUUGACGAGCACAAGAUCGUCCGCCGCUUGCUCCUCCUCAACAUGGUCGCCAUUCAUACCACCAGCAUGGUAACUACCAACACCCUCCUCGACCUAUAUAGUUCCCCGGACAAGGAGGAAUACGUUUCUGGCCUCCGCGAAGAAGUCGAGCGUGUCCUUCGCGAGAGCGGCGGUGAAUGGACCAAAACCGCCAUCAACUCGAUGUACCGCAUCGACAGCGCCAUCCGCGAAUCAAUGCGGUACUCUGACCUCGGCGACGUGGGCAUGCGCAGAGAAGUCAUCGACCCCAAAGGCAUUGACCUGAGCGGCGGCAUCCACAUCCCCUACGGCGUCCGUAUCGCCGCGCCAAACCACACCAUUCAUCGUGACUCUGCUUUCUACGGCAACAACGCCAACGAGUGGGACGCCUUCCGCUUCUCCAGACCACGCGAGCAGUAUAUCGAAGAAGUUCAAGCAGCCGGCGGAGAUGCAGAUCGACUCGACAGAGUCCUCGAGCAGAAGAACCAGGGCCUCAUCGCUACCGGAGCUGACUUCCUCUCCUUUGGGCACGGAAGACAUAGUUGUCCUGGGCGAUUCUUUGCCAGCCAGGAGAUGAAGCUGAUGUUGGCGCAUAUCGUCAUGAAUUAUGAGAUUGAGGUGGUUGGUGGGGAGAGACCGCCGAACAUGCUGAUGAAUGGGGCUUGUAUCCCGAGCCAGACGGCGGAGUUGAGGGUUAAGCUGAGGUCUGGGAAGGCUUAG
Messenger RNA from Zasmidium cellare ATCC 36951, 1665 nucleotides. RefSeq lists its product as uncharacterized. Bases 1 to 1665 code for a protein of 554 amino acids. Lineage: Eukaryota; Fungi; Ascomycota; Dothideomycetes; Mycosphaerellales; Mycosphaerellaceae. Gene Ontology annotation, molecular function: heme binding; iron ion binding; monooxygenase activity. The record is from RefSeq and is a predicted model, not a curated record. The transcript has 3 exons.